Gadus chalcogrammus (walleye pollock) is the source of this 1145-nucleotide messenger RNA. Its product is annotated as meteorin-like protein. The transcript has 4 exons. Bases 148 to 1047 code for a protein of 299 amino acids. The record is from RefSeq and is a predicted model, not a curated record. Lineage: Eukaryota; Metazoa; Chordata; Actinopteri; Gadiformes; Gadidae. Gene Ontology annotation, molecular function: hormone activity.
GGUGUGCCUUAUAGUCGAGUCCCACGACACCCACUAUUCAGUCAGCUUCUGCUCGAGUUUCUACUUGUUGCAAACGAAGUUGUAUUUCCCAAGUCAUGUAUUUAACCUUUCUUCGAGUCUAUUUUGUAGUUAUGUCUUUUGGUUGAGAUGUCGUCAAGAGAGAGUAGGCCUAUAUUUACUUUAAUACUGGGUCUUCAUUUGUGGCAUUUUGCCGCCGGUUCGUGCGAUUGGUCUGGAAGCGAUCUGACCCGAGAUAACGACUCCAGAACCGUGCUUCAAGUUCGGUUGCGCUGCACCGAGGGCUCCGUGGCUUGGGUUUACCCGGGCCAGGCCCUAAGGGUGGUUCUGGAGCCCAACCUAUCCUACGCCAACCACACCACCGUCUGCAUCAAACCCUUUCGGGGUUUUCGCCAAGCAAGCGUGUACGUCGAGCGUGCCGGAGUUCUGGAGCUGCUGAUCACGGACGCAGGACGCCCGGAGCAGGUGUUCUGUUAUCGGGCAGAUGGAUCGCAGCAACCCGCCAUAUACAUCCAGGUCCAUCCGCAGAGGAACCUCAGGCGACGCACGGAAGGCUUCAGAUACGAGCUGAUCUGGAAUAAGAAUAUGUCUCCGAUCCUAAGCCAGAAUGCGAAGCAAAACUCAUGCCAGCCUUGCAAUGACACAGAGCUCUUAAUGGCCAUCUGCAACGGUGACUUUGUAAUUCGGGGCUUCAUCAAAAGUGUGUCCCAUGACCCGGAGCGGCAGACGUCAUCGGUGGAGGUGUCGGGGGGAAGAGUCUACAGGCAGCGUAGUGGCGUCUUUAUUCAGGAAGCGGUCGCCGCCACCGUCGUGGGGGGAUCCACAGCCCCUGGCGCCACCUGGUGUGGGCGGGUCCGCGUGCCACUGCAGUGCCAUGUGAAGACGGGUGCUGGAGAGUUCUUGUUCACGGGAUCGGAACACUUCGGGGAAGCCUGGUUGGGCUGUGCACCGCGGUACAACGACUUCCUGUCCCUGUAUCGGGCGGCCUGGGAGGCACGGCGACAUUUCUGUGACUUCCCGUUGGACUGAGUUUGGUUGUUAAGGUGGUUGUCUGCAUCUGGGCGCUUUAGUUUCUGUUUAAGUCGAAACAAUCAACCAGUAUUUACUGGUUAAGGCGUUCAAAUGGA